AUCCUCAGUGCGGGCGAGAGCGGUGGUAAACAUGGCGUCGGAAGGGAUGAUUUUAACCAACCACGACCACCAAAUUCGAGUCGGAAUUCUAACGGUGAGUGACAGCUGCUUCAGGAACCUGGCUGAGGACCGCAGUGGAGUAAACCUCAAAGAUCUGGUCCACGACCCGUCACUCCUCGGAGGCAUCAUAUCUUCCUACAAAAUAGUCCCAGAUGAGAUCGACGAGAUUAAGGAGACAUUGGUGGACUGGUGUGAUGAGAAGGAGCUGAACCUGAUUCUGACCACCGGGGGAACAGGCUUCGCCCCUCGUGAUGUCACUCCCGAGGUACAUGGGGACCCCAAAGUUUGUGUUUGUGUCCAUGCCACCAGAGAGGUGAUCGAGCGCGAGGCCCCAGGGAUGGCCCUGGCUAUGCUGAUGGGCUCCCUCCAGGUCACACCUCUGGGCAUGCUCUCCAGGCCUGUCUGUGGAAUAAGAGGCAAAACCCUCAUUAUCAACCUACCUGGCAGCAAGAAGGGCUCACAGGAGUGUUUCCAGUUCAUCCUGCCCGCUCUGCCCCACGCCAUUGACCUGCUGCGUGACGCGGUGGUGAAGGUGAAGGAGGUUCACGAUGCCCUGGAGGACCUGCCCUCACCCCCACCGCCCCUCUCCCCGCCCCUCACCCUCAACAGCGUCGCCUGCACCCAGACAGAGGAAAAGGGUGUGCAGUGCGAGGAUGAUGAAGAUGAGAAGACGAAGGACAUUGGGGUGGCGUCCACCGAGGACCACCACCACCACACCCACUCCCACCACCGCCAUUCCCACUCCCACGGACACAACUCGCACAUCACCGCCGCCGCCAUCGCUGCCAAGAAGGGGAAGCCCCAGCAGCACCAUAACCAUGCUGUUGUCAUGGCAAAAGGUAGCCAGUAUCUACCUGGCCUGGUAUCUGACCUACCCCCCGCCCCACGUAAUUUCACCUGCUUCUGCUCUGGAGACCAGCCGGUAACGAUCCCAGACAGCAUCAUCUCCAGGGGUGUGCAGGUUCUUCCUAGAGACACAGCCUCUCUGAGCACCACGCCCUCUGAGUCGCCCCGCGCACAGGCCACCUCGCGCCUCUCCACCGCCUCCUGCCCCACACCCAAAGCCCGGCUCCCCUCCUGCUCAUCCACUUAUAGUGUCUCUGAGGCCGCACGGAGAGAGUUCAGGGCUCACCUGGAUGAGGUCAUCACGCUCCAGUCUAGGUACUCUACCUUGGACCAGCUCCACUCUAGGUUGGAGGGGCUCAACGAGGACCGCAGAGGCCAUAGCAGGACCUACGACUCGCGAGUUCAAUCACGGUGUGGCAGCAAAGAGAACAUCCUGAGAGCUAGUCACAGUGCGGUGGACAUCACCAAGGUGGCUCGCCGGCACCGCAUGUCUCCCUUCCCCCUCACCUCCAUGGACAAGGCCUUCAUCACUGUACUGGAGAUGACCCCCGUGCUCGGCACUGAGAUCAUCAACUACAGAGCUGUUCCACCUGACCCAGAUGCUCUCCAUUCCACCCUGUCUAUCGAUGGGAUGGGUCGAGUCUUAGCGCAGGACGUCUAUGCCAAAGACAACCUGCCUCCAUUCCCUGCAUCAGUCAAAGAUGGCUACGCCGUGCGAGCGGCUGAUGGUCCUGGAGAUCGCUUCAUCAUUGGAGAGUCACAGGCAGGACAGCAGCCCACCCACACAGUGAUGCCGGGCCAGGUGAUGAGGGUGACAACGGGGGCUCCUAUCCCCUGUGGGGCGGAUGCUGUGGUGCAGGUGGAGGAUACUGAACUGCUCCGAGAGUCUGAGGACGGCACAGAAGAGCUGGAGGUGCGGAUCUUGGUACAGGCACGGCCUGGACAGGACAUCAGGCCUAUAGGUCAUGAUAUAAAGCGUGGGGAGUGUGUCCUGUCCAAGGGAACCCACAUGGGCCCCUCUGAGAUCGGCCUGCUGGCCACCGUAGGAGUCACUGAGGUGGAGGUGCAGAAGUUCCCUGUGGUGGCUGUCAUGUCCACUGGCAACGAGCUGUUGAACCCAGAGGAUGACCUGCACCCAGGGAAGAUCAGGGACAGUAACAGAUCUACACUGCUGGCCACCAUUCAGGAGCACGGAUACCCUACCAUCAACCUGGGCAUCGUGGGAGACAACCCAGAUGACCUCCUCAACGCCCUGAACGAGGGCAUCAGCCGUGCUGAUGUCAUCAUCACCUCAGGGGGCGUGUCCAUGGGAGAGAAGGACUACCUGAAGCAGGUGCUGGACAUUGACCUCCAUGCCCAGAUCCACUUUGGACGGGUCUUUAUGAAGCCAGGUCUUCCCACCACGUUCGCCACUGUAGACAUUGACGGGGCACGGAAACUGAUAUUUGCUCUACCAGGUAACCCAGUGUCUGCUGUCGUCACCUGUAACCUCUUCGUCAUCCCUGCUCUGAGGAAGAUGCAGGGGAUCCUGGACCCUCGGCCCACCAUUAUCAAAGCCAGGCUGUCCUGUGAUGUAAAGUUGGACCCUCGUCCAGAGUACCACCGCUGCAUCCUGACAUGGCACCACCAGGAGCCUCUGCCAUGGGCACAGAGCACAGGAAAUCAGAUGAGUAGUCGACUGAUGAGCAUGAGAAGUGCCAAUGGGCUGCUGAUGUUGCCUCCUAAAACAGAGCAAUACGUGGAGCUGCAUAAAGGAGAGGUUGUGGAUGUGAUGGUCAUAGGACGACUAUGAUGAUGUCAUCUUACAGGGACAGAUAGAUAGAGAGGAAGUGGUGCAUGUCCACAUAUCAUAACUAUUCUGUAAUACGUAACGGCACAGCAAGUUUUUAUUGAUUUGGAUAAUAAAGUUGAUCAAGUAUAAUGAAUCAACAUCUCGAACACAAAAUAAAUGAGUACAUACAUUGAUCAUGAAAAUAUGAAUUUGAAAAUAUAAUUGUAUUUCAAAGAAAGACAAAAUGUAAUACCUUUUAAAAGUGGAGAAAAAUAUAUAUAAAACAUAAGAGAUUUAUUCUGUAAUAUAUUAUAUUAUUAUUAUAAGUAUCAUGAUUAUUAUGAUAAUUAUUAAUAUUAUAUUAUCAUCAUAUUAAGCAACUCUGUUUCUCUUUCAUCCUUGCAAUUGCUUUGUGUGUUCAACCCUAGACCUUAUAGAUAGAUAGCAGUAGCAUUUCAAUAGGAAGCUGUAGGUGCUUAACAGGAUUAAAAAAGAAAGCCUAUUUUCUUAUCUCACAAAAAGGUUAAAAAUACAUCUUUUUUUUUUUUUUUACAAUGAAAACUCUUUCGAGAUAAUGUCAGAAGUCCCCCUUGGUCUAUGUCCUGAUUCUCCAUCCUUCUCCUGAAGUGUGCACAUUGGCUGGAGGGAGUUUCCACCGUUGCUAAAUCCAUGCAAGAAAGUAUACAGGAAAAGAGUGGAGAAUCAGGAUGUAGCCUUGGUGCUCUGGCUUGAUAGGAGAAGUGCUUUCAGGGUCCUGAGGGUGCCUUUAGGUGACAGCUAUCUUUACCUCCCUUUAGUAUUCUUCUCUUAUAUGCCACAUUAUAUUGGCUUCAUUAUGCUUCAUAAUGGCUUCACACACAGCUUUACUUGUCGUUUAUCUUGUGAGUCGUGUUUAUGUGCGCAGUGCCAAAAGUGGCAGGCAUCAUGAUGAGACCUGGUCCUGUAUUUAUAAAGUGGCUCUGAGUAGGAAUGCUGAUCAAGGAUCAAGGCCCGUAUCCACAAAGCAUCUCAGAGUAGGAGUCCUGAUCUAGGAUUAUUAAUUAUGAUCUAAAAUGCAAAACGGAUCCUAGAUCAGAACUCCUACUCUGAGAUUAUAAGCAUUUCGCCUCACCUGCUUUAACAUCUGCUAAUCUGUGUACGCAACAAUAAACAUUGAUUAGAUUUUUAUUUGAGAUGCUUUGUGGAUGCAGGUCCAGGUCCCCCCGGUCUAUAUAAUCGUAUUAAUUAUGAUUUUAAAAAAAUAAACUGAUCCUAGAUCAUCACUCCUACACCUUUAUGAAUACAGGCCUUAAAGGCGGAGGAAGGCAGUGGCCCACUAGCUUCAUCAGUCUAACCUCACCUGGUCCCACACAGAGAUAUGUAUAUUCUGGCUCUGGUUCCACAUGCCCUUCUACUCUACCAACACCACCUCUCUCCCCCCCACCCUCACCCCUCCAGGACUGCUCACCUCACACACACUAGUACAGAUAGAUGAGGGAACUGGGGUAGGGAGAGAACUUUAUCUUUUAUUUGUUUAAUUUCAAAAGGAAGAAACAGCUUAUUUAAAGUGCUGACUGCCUUUUUAACAACUAUUAAAACAAUGUACAGAAAAAAUUAUUAAUAAAAAAGUGAUAUUGUACAGAUGUUAUGGUGACCAGCACUCCUAAAGAAAUUAAUGAAGCAAUGAGGAGAUAUUGAACUCUGUACUAUAAAACAUUUCUGUAACGAUAUUGAUGAAACUGAUGAAAAAUAAAAAAUCCUUGAUCAUUAUGUAAAA
Molecule: messenger RNA, 4433 nt
Organism: Coregonus clupeaformis (lake whitefish)
Lineage: Eukaryota; Metazoa; Chordata; Actinopteri; Salmoniformes; Salmonidae
Product: gephyrin
Exons: 27
Coding region: 32-2698 (888 amino acids)
Biological process (GO): postsynaptic neurotransmitter receptor diffusion trapping; glycine receptor clustering; gamma-aminobutyric acid receptor clustering
Cellular component (GO): postsynaptic membrane; cytoplasm; cytosol
Molecular function (GO): molybdopterin molybdotransferase activity
Source: RefSeq, a predicted model, not a curated record